ACAUUAUCAUUGACGUGUACUCGGUUAAAUGAAAACAUUCGGAGCAGCAGUCAGCUCACUGAAAUAUAUUACGACAGAAACUUCGAAUCUUCACAGAUAACCGGAAGCUGAUGAUAUGAUGUGGUUCUACUGAUAUCUUUUUAGGGUUAUCACCGUUAUAUUUUGCUGUUGCCAGCGGUGGCGCAAAGAUGUCAUCGGGCAGUCGAAAGAGAACAAGGAAUGGGGAUGCGAACUCUCCAAUCAUCGCUGGAGAAUCACUGCGGAGGCCGCCCCUCCAGAGAUUCAGGCGGUACAAACGAACCCAGGUCACCACUCCAGGGCCAGCACCCUUCUCAGAGAUGGAAGCAGCAGUCCUGGAGAAUGAGCGCACAGAUUACAGUAUAAAAAUCUCACUGGAGGUGGCCAAGGCAGGGACAGCUCCCAGAACUGUACGUGUGUAUGCUGAUGGGAUAUACGACAUGUUCCACUCGGGGCAUGCUAAACAGCUGAUGCAGGCUAAGAUGGCUUUCCCCAAUACAUAUCUCAUAGUCGGAGUCUGUAGUGAUAAACUCACACACAAGAAAAAGGGCCGGACAGUAAUGAACGAGACGGAGCGAUACGAGGCUCUGAGGCACUGCCGCUACGUGGACGAGGUGGUGAAGGCUGUGCCGUGGUCCAUCAGCGAUGAGUUCCUAGAGAAACAUAAAAUUGACUUUGUUGCCCAUGACGAUUUACCAUACUCUUCCAAUGACUCGGAUGAUAUAUACAAACAUCUAAAAGACAAAGACAUGUUUCUGGCGACACAGAGAACAGAAGGAAUAUCAACGACAGACAUCAUUGCCCGGAUAAUUAAAGACUAUGACAUGUAUGUACGGAGAAAUCUGACACGUGGCUACAGCGCUAAAGAACUCAACGUCAGCUAUAUGAAGGAGAAGAAGAUCCAGUUUGAUGAGAGUCUGAACAAGAUGAAGGACAAAAGUCGCGAGCUGAUAGACAAAAUAAAGGACACAAAGGACAAAGGCAACGAAAUGAUUCAUCGCUGGGAGGAAAAGUCUCGAGAGUUCAUCACCAACUUUCUUGACAUGUUUGGACGUGACGGAAGAAUUAAAAAUUGGAUACAAGAAGGCCGUGCCAGAAUCGAACAAGCCAUUUCUCCUGUUAACAGUGAUGACGAAGAAGACAGUACUGAUGGGAUGAAUUCAGCAGAACCUGAUCGAAACGAUGCUGAAAGUCCAGACUCAGCAACGAAGAGUCCUCCUGCGAAACGCGGCCGUAUUUCUCCACUUCUAGUUGGUGCUACAUCGCGGGGUCAAGGUGAAGAGGAUUUUUCAGAUCCGGAGGAUGAAGCCAGUUAAAUGUUACAUUUAUUGUGGAUCUAUUUAUGACUGUCCUGCCAUUUUGUUUGUUUUUAGUGGGUGUAGAUCUGUGGUAUGGUCACACAAAAUCAUAGAAUUUCAGGUAAAGAUCGGCAAUGAUUUAUCAUUUGAAAAUAUGAAUUUGGAUUUAUAAUUUGUACUUUAAAACAGGCUUAGACAAUCAGGCUAAGUAUGGCAGUGGAACAGGAAUGAGAAUCCAUAUACUAUGUAUGUCAGUGGACAAUAUUUAAGUUCAGUAAUGAAAUAUUGAAGAGCUCCUGUCAACAAUAAAUAGUGAUAAUAGAAUCAACUUACGUUGGUCUUGCGUAUUUGUUCGAAACUUUAUAAUACCUUAUACUUUUGUUCUCAAUAUAUUUGUAUCCCUUCUCAUGGCUUCAUUCCUUGAGGGAUUUUGAUCAAACUUCACACAAAUACAAAGGACAAUAAUAUCUUGAAAAAGUUUGAG
Mizuhopecten yessoensis (Yesso scallop) is the source of this 1800-nucleotide messenger RNA. Its product is annotated as choline-phosphate cytidylyltransferase B-like. The transcript has 10 exons. Gene Ontology annotation, molecular function: choline-phosphate cytidylyltransferase activity; phosphatidylcholine binding. Gene Ontology annotation, biological process: CDP-choline pathway. Bases 189 to 1334 code for a protein of 381 amino acids. NCBI's taxonomy places the organism in Eukaryota, Metazoa, Mollusca, Bivalvia, Pectinida, Pectinidae. The record is from RefSeq and is a predicted model, not a curated record.